GAUCUAGAGGGUUCAUGUAAAGAUCAUAAGAAGAGGUGAACCAGUAUAAUAAACAGCCAGAGCAGAAAGCAAACAACCUUUGGAAACCAAAAUGAGUGGUGAUAGGAGAACUAGCUAACUAGGAUCAUCUUCUUCAUUAUACAGUUCCAAAGAUGAUCACCACCUACAUGGCGAUCUAGAGUCUAGACACACCAUUUCAUGUACAAACAAAGCUGGGAUCCAUGGCUGAACUAGUAGGGUACGCCUCCAGCGCGAGGGGACUGAUCAAGAUGAUCAUGGCCACCGUGCAGACGGCGAAGCGGAACAAGAAGCAGUGCCGGGAGCUGGAGGAGCGCGUCAGGAUGGUCUCCGCCGUGCUGAGCCGCCACCGCCGCCAUGAGCUGCAGCCGAGCACGACGGAGACGACGAUGGCGGCGCGGCUGCCGCCGGGGGCGAGGGAGGCGGCGGACGGGCUCGACGGCGUGCUCCGGGAGGCGCACGAGCUCGCCGUCGCGUUCAGCCAGAGCGGCGGCGGCGGCGGCAAGAAGACGGUGCGGCGGCGCCUCGUCUGCUGGGCGCGGCGGGUGGUCGGCGCCCGGCGGGACGCCGAGAGGCUCGCCAGCGUCCUGAGCAGGAUCGACUUCUACCUCUCGCUCUACCCCGCCAUUGCCCACGCAGACACGGCGUGUCGCGUGGACCGGCUGCUGUGGACGACCACCGUGAAUGUCGUCGUCUCCGCCGCCGUCGCCUUCGCCGGGUUUGUUGUUGUCUCCAUCUCCAUGGUUUCACGCAAGAAAUAAUCUGAUCGACGGACAGUAGUGCAAACCCUGGCUGAUAUGUAUUGAUACGUAUGUGUGUGCAAAAGAACUCUCAGUGUAGUCGCUUUACCGCGAGUUGCAUGUGCAGUUAUGGGAAUAUCUAUACAUAUUUCCCUUUUUUAUUAGGAUACGAUAAGGCCAAUAGUUCUAAUGAGCAUCUCCGAGAGAGAUAGUCAGCCGUGGCGAUGAGAUCGAUAAUGAUGACAUCAAACAGGUAAGGGCGGAACAUGACCAGAAUAUAGGACCAAGCAUAAUGAAGGCGGUUGAAGAGAUCGGAGGAGGUAGCACUACGAACAACGCAGCCUAUGCACAUGGGGAUCGUGGAUAUGCCGCGCCAGGGAAAAGCCGGUGAGCAUGGUGUGACGCCGUGAAUGUGCAUGGCCGAGGACGACAAGGUCAUGAACGGUGAAUAUAAGUUUUGCGACUGUGGUGUAUGCAAAGACACGUACAAUACGUGCGAAGUAUGACUAUAUAUGCACAAGUAGUAUACAUGUGGGGCCAGCAAUUGGAGGUUGGCCGGCCUAACACAUGGGGCCAA
Messenger RNA from Oryza sativa Japonica Group (Japanese rice), 1335 nucleotides. RefSeq lists its product as uncharacterized. Lineage: Eukaryota; Viridiplantae; Streptophyta; Magnoliopsida; Poales; Poaceae. The record is from RefSeq and is a predicted model, not a curated record. Gene Ontology annotation, biological process: cell surface receptor signaling pathway.